AUGUCUACAGAACCCUACGAUAUCAUCGUCAUUGGCGGUGGUACUUCGGGUCUCGUUCUAGCAAAUCGUCUUUCCGAGGAUCCGAAUCUACGUAUAAUCGUUCUGGAAAGUGGUGAAGACCGCAGCGCAGAUCCAAAUACUCUUACUCCGGAUAACUGGACAUUUCAAACGGUUCCUCAAAAGGAAGUUCUUAGGGAUAUUAUAAAGAAUGGAAAAUUUUUGGGGAUUGAGGGAUGGGACUAUGCCGCGUAUGAGAAGGCUUUGAAGAAAUCGUAUACCCUGCAUAAGCCCUCCGGUGUGACUGAAGGCAAUGGUCCACUCCAAAUUACACUUGCUUCAUCUGAGACUCUUUGGCAGAAAGCUUGGAUUGAGGGUCUAGAGUCCGUGGGAUUCCCAAGAACUGAUCCCCUUUCUGGUCAUCUUGGCGGUCCAAAUAUCGCUCCUGAGAGUAUCGAUCCUAGAACAAAACAGAGAAGUUAUGCUGGUAAUGCAUAUUUGGAUCCAAUUCGAGGUAGACCGAACUUGACUAUUCAGACCAACACAACUAUCACUAAAGUGCUGCUUGAAAAAUCUUCAUCGGCCAGUGAUGCUAUUGCUACGGGCGUGGAGUUCGCCUCUAAAGAUGACUCUUCUCAAACUAUCACAGCUCGCAAAGAAGUCAUAAUUUGUGCCGGUGCCAUCAAUUCACCUCGAAUUCUUGAGCUAUCUGGGAUUGGCGACGCGGAUUUACUUCAGCGUUUGGGAAUCAAUGUUGUAAUUGACAAUCCACACGUUGGCGAAAAUCUCCAAAACCAUCUUUUCACGGGACUUACAUUUGAAGCGCGCGACGAUGUUGAAACAGUCGAUGCUAUUUUCCGUCAACAACCUGAUGCUGUGGCUGCUGCUAUGCAGGAAUAUGCCACUAAAGGGACAGGCUAUCUGAGUACCAGUAAUAUUACAACUAUGGCUCAAUUACCAUUACCUGAAUUCCACACCGAAGCCCGACGCAAAGAACUUGAUCAAUUAUUAGCUGCCUCAAAAUCCAAUUCAGAUGCUUGGCGCUCCUCACCAACCACACCCGCCUUCGCCACUGCACACGAGAGCUUCGUACGCUCCAUUAUCACAAAUCCCUCAGAAGCACUAGGAAACUAUGUUUUCGGCUCAGGCUACGCGCCCUUCGAUGCACCCAGCCCCAGCUAUCGCGCCCCAGGUAAACACAUCUCCAUCGCGAUCGAGCUUUCUCAUCCUCUUUCCCGGGGCAGCGUCCACAUAACCAGUUCCCUAUCUGAAAACACCGGCACCAACACAAGCGUCGCCAUCAACUCCUGCUACCUCACUCACCCCCUUGACAUCGAAAUUCUCUCUCGCCAACUACGUUUCACAGAAGAUAUCAUCAGUCGUGCGGAACCUCUCACGCGGCAUUUAAAACCCUUUUCUAAACGUUUUGCAGAUCUGGAUAUUGCGAAAGAAUAUGUAAGGCGGACGGUGGAUGGUGCGUAUCAUUAUACUGGGACGUGUGCGAUGAUGUCGAGGGAGAUGGGGGGGCGUAGUGGAUAG
This is a messenger RNA of Botrytis fragariae, 1536 nucleotides long. RefSeq names its product putative glucose-methanol-choline oxidoreductase protein. Gene Ontology annotation, molecular function: flavin adenine dinucleotide binding; oxidoreductase activity, acting on CH-OH group of donors. The coding region runs from base 1 to 1536 and encodes 511 amino acids. NCBI's taxonomy places the organism in Eukaryota, Fungi, Ascomycota, Leotiomycetes, Helotiales, Sclerotiniaceae. The transcript is spliced from 3 exons. The record is from RefSeq and is a predicted model, not a curated record.